This is a messenger RNA of Penaeus chinensis, 339 nucleotides long. Its product is annotated as low choriolytic enzyme-like. NCBI's taxonomy places the organism in Eukaryota, Metazoa, Arthropoda, Malacostraca, Decapoda, Penaeidae. Gene Ontology annotation, biological process: proteolysis. Gene Ontology annotation, molecular function: metalloendopeptidase activity. The record is from RefSeq and is a predicted model, not a curated record. Bases 1 to 339 code for a protein of 112 amino acids. The transcript has 2 exons.
AUGGCAGUGAGAUUAUGUCUCUGUAUAUUCUUCACGGUAGCCAUCUUCGUGUGCUCUUCCACAGAGUACGAACAACUACGCCCGUGGCCGAACGGCAUUAUUUCCAAAGGCCUCUGCUCAAGGGUUCCGGUGAUCAUCCACGAGCUGAUGCACAUCCUUGGACUUCACCAUGCCCAUCAGCGCGCCGACAGAUCUGAUUUUAUCAAGAUAUACGAAAAACACGUUAUUCCCGACGCGCUGUUCAACUUUAGGAUAUCCCACAACGAGACUUUUGGAAUUCCUUAUAACAUUGAAUCUAUUUUACAUUACGGAGAGCGCGCAUUUUCCAUGUCACCAUAA